Molecule: messenger RNA, 879 nt
Organism: Nicotiana tabacum (common tobacco)
Lineage: Eukaryota; Viridiplantae; Streptophyta; Magnoliopsida; Solanales; Solanaceae
Product: ubiquitin-conjugating enzyme E2 20-like
Source: RefSeq, a predicted model, not a curated record
AAAUCUCUCUCAACCCUUCUCUCUUCUUCUUCCCCUUCAGUUUCUAAAAAAUAAUCAAGAAGAAGAAGAAGAAAAUACUCUUCAAAACAAAAAAAAAUCCUCUCUUUUUUCUGUUAAAAAAAACAUUCUUGAAAUUAGAAAGCGUUAAAAAUUUAGAUGGCUACAAUGAACAGUGGGAACAACAGCAAUACUCCGGCAACUGCUCAAGUUAUGCCUUCUCUUAAACAGACAUUGCCUACUGCAAAAACUGUUGAUACCCAGUCUGUUCUUAAAAGGUUGCAGUCUGAAUUGAUGGCUCUAAUGAUGAGUGGUGAUUCUGGGAUAUCUGCAUUUCCUGAAGAAGACAACAUAUUUGUUUGGAAAGGGACAAUAACUGGUAGCAAAGAUACAGUUUUUGAAGGAACAGAAUACAAGCUCUCUCUUUCAUUUCCUGCUGAUUACCCUUUCAAACCACCAAAGGUUAAAUUUGAGACUGGUUGCUUUCAUCCUAAUGUUGAUGUCUAUGGCAACAUCUGCUUAGACAUUCUUCAGGAUAAGUGGUCAUCUGCUUAUGAUGUGAGGACUAUACUUAUCUCAAUUCAGAGUUUGCUUGGAGAGCCAAACAUAAGCUCACCUCUAAACACUCAGGCUGCAGCUCUUUGGUGCAAUCAAGAAGAAUACAGAAAGAUGGUUGAGAAGCUAUACAAGCCUAGUGCAUAGCUAGCUUACUAGUGCAGGAUUCCAUUUUUCUUCAUAUGGAGCAAACUUAGUUGGAACUGUUUCAUUGCUAUUUUUUUCUUGUUGAUGAUAUUGGAUAAUCCUCUCUUAUGAGAAAGAGGAAACGCUGUACUUUUAUGUGAUAUAGAGUAUCAUUUCAAAUUUUAUCUCUUCUUUCUCCAA